Molecule: messenger RNA, 1021 nt
Organism: Rhipicephalus microplus (southern cattle tick)
Lineage: Eukaryota; Metazoa; Arthropoda; Arachnida; Ixodida; Ixodidae
Product: peptidoglycan-recognition protein SC1a
Biological process (GO): innate immune response; peptidoglycan catabolic process
Molecular function (GO): peptidoglycan binding; N-acetylmuramoyl-L-alanine amidase activity; zinc ion binding
Source: RefSeq, a predicted model, not a curated record
UUCAGAGUUGAAUGAUCACCUUAACCAUGCCCGAUGUUCACCUUUGUGACAGCCCUAUUAGCAAGCCUAAAUGGAGUAUGCUGAAACAUGUUAUAGCCCAAACUAUUUAAUCCUGCGUACUUUACCAGUUGUCUCGAUCAGGCUGGGGACGUUUGUGAACUUGCUCUUGGAGUUCCACGAAGGGUAUACUUCGUCGAGAGGAACCGGUAGCCGUCAUACGGGUGCAGCAACAUAUCGAGGAGGCUUCACGUCUGUGCGACUACGAAGAGAGCCUGUGCCAUGGUACCAUGCCUCGCAAUACAAGCCCUGGUCACGGCCCUGCUGCUCACGGACGUUGUUGUCGAAACCGGUGCCCUGAAGUGUCCGGGCGUCACCAUAGUGUCCCGCAAGGAAUGGGGUGCACGGCCUCCGAGAUCGCUGGUAGCCAUGAGAAAUCCUCGGGCGCAAUACGUCUUCAUACACCACACCACAGGAGCCCAGUGCAAGGACCAAAGAAGUUGCAGCCGCCUCGUACGGAGUCACCAGAACCACCACAUGAACGCCAACCGCUGGUCGGACAUUGGCUACAACUUUCUUGUGGGAGGUGACGGCCGGAUCUACGUGGGCCGAGGCUUCGGACGUGAGGGAGCCCACACACGGGGCUACAACAAGGUCGCCAUCGCCAUCUCCUUCGUGGGAGACUUCAGCCGAACAAGGCCAAGCCCUAGCAUGCUGCGGGCGGCCGAGAGGCUGAUCGCCUGCGGUGUCAAACAGGGGAAGAUCGACAGACGGUACUCGCUCCAUGGUCACCGAGACGCCAACUGCACCACCUGUCCUGGCAAUUGCCGUUGCCUAACAAAGAUUGUCGGGAAGAUCGACAGACGGUACUCGCUCCAUGGUCACCGAGACGCCAACUGCACCACCUGUCCUGGCAACUUGCUCUACGCCAUAAUCAAGAAGUGGGCUCACUUCAAAGGAAAGCUGAAGAGGUUCCUGUGCUAGCGAGCUGUGAUCUGCAAUAAUAUAAUGUACAUGCCUACGA